UGUCUCAGUCACAAAAAUGAGGACAAUACCGAAAGAUCUGUUUGUCUAUUUAGCACUCUUUGGUGUAUUAUUUUCCGGCUUAAUCACCUUUUAUGCAAUAGUGCCACAAAACUACUUGCCACCACCGAAAAAACCCAACAUUAUUAUAAUAAUGGCCGACGAUGUGGGCCGUAACGAUGUCGGUUUUCACGGUUCGAGUCAAAUCCCGACCCCAAAUAUCGACGCUUUGGCUUACAAUGGAAUUAUUUUGGACCGGUUUUACAGUCAGUGUUCAUGUACCCCAUCUCGGGCUGCCCUUCUUACUGGACAAUACCCCAUUAGAAUGGGUAUGCAAGGGUUACCUAUAAGGGCCGGUGAAAAUAAAUCCUUACCCCUUCACGUUACCACAAUGCCCCAACAUUUAAAACGUUUGGGUUACACGACCCACUUGGUGGGUAAAUGGCAUAUGGGGUAUGCCCACAUCCGAGAUACCCCUUUACAAAGGGGGUUUGAUACUCAUUUUGGGUACUGGAAUGGGUUUGUGGGCUACUUCAACUAUACAGCGGUGUAUGAAUUGCCAAAUGAUACGAUGGUAAAAGGGUUCGAUUUGUAUGAUGGGGUCGUACCGGAUUGGGGGUCACGUGGCAGGUACGCCACUGAUUUAUUUACCGAAAAGGCAAUAGAUGUUAUUGAUGGGCACAAUAGUGAGAAACCUUUAUUUUUAGUUUUGGCCCAUUUAGCAGCCCAUACGGGCGAAGAUGGGGUCGAAUUGGGUGUCCCUGAUGUUGCACAAGCCGAAACGAGGUUUUCUUAUAUUAAGGAUCCCAGACGGCGGCUUUACGCCGACAUUGUCCAGCGAUUGGACAACUCGGUGGGCCAGAUCGUCGCAAAACUCUCCGAAAAAAAACUCCUACACAACUCCAUCAUCCUUUUCUUAUCAGAUAACGGGGCCCAAACUGUCGGAACGUACAAAAAUUUCGGCUCUAAUUGGCCCCUAAGAGGAGUCAAAUUGACCGAAUUUGAGGGCGGAAUUCGGGUUCCAGCGGCCAUUUAUAGCCCACUUUUCCAAAAAAAGGGCUAUGUAAAUAGGGAGUUGAUACACAUAACUGACUUUUUGCCCACUUUUUAUGCCGCCGCCGGUGGCAAUUUGAAAUAUUUGGGCAAAAUUGAUGGUAUAAAUCAAUGGGAGACUUUAUCGUACCAAAAACCGGGCAAAAGGGCUGAAAUUUUGGCCAAUUUUAACGAAAUUGAUAACGUUUCAGCCAUAAUCACGGGACAGUACAAGUUGCUUCAAGGGAGACACAGUAUUCCCGAAUAUGAACACUACUAUGGUGACAGUGGACGCAACCAUGGGGACCCCCCAUACAAUUUCACAGCGGUUUUGUCCAGUAGUACCAACCGAGCGAUACAAAAUAGUAUCAAAAUAGUGAAUUUGAGGGGUGAGACUGAUUUGAGCUGGUGCAGGAGUGCCAACCAAACUCCGAUUAUGGAUUGCACAGAGGGUUGUUUGUUCGAUCUAGAGAGUGACCCUUGUGAGACGACAAACAUAAUUCAAAGGGAGAAAAUAAUAGCUGGAAGAUUAUUCAAACGACUUUUAGAAUUUUCGCAAGUUUUGGUCCCCCAACAAGAUCCAGUUUUCGAUCCAGACUCAAAUCCCCAGUUUUUCAAUGGGACUUGGUGCACGUGGUUGGAUUCCGAAUAUUGUCCGAAAUCUUUUUAGUUUGUUUUAUUUAAGAAAGAAAAUAAACACUGUGGUGAU
Molecule: messenger RNA, 1738 nt
Organism: Tribolium madens (black flour beetle)
Lineage: Eukaryota; Metazoa; Arthropoda; Insecta; Coleoptera; Tenebrionidae
Product: arylsulfatase B-like
Exons: 7
Coding region: 17-1699 (560 amino acids)
Source: RefSeq, a predicted model, not a curated record